UUGAGUUUGUUUUUGUAUUCUAGACAACAUGACAACAUUUUAUCUGACAAAUGCAGUCUUUAUCCCUCAUGACACUUGAUAUGACUGUUUACAACUACCAGAAAAAGGUGUUACCGUAGCUCUUGUUUAUCAACACAAUAGUUGCUAGAUGAUUUAACUUCAACCCACAUCCCUGGAGAAUUCGGGCCAGUGUUGAUUUUUACUAUAAAGGUUGUCCUAGCUAGGGACAGAAGGAGGAGGACACUGGGCAAGGGUCGUGAUCGACAUCAAUGCACCUUUUAGAGACAAACAUAUUGAUACCAUAAUCGGUUAUAGUUAUUUUACAAUAGUUAUUGUUGGGUAAUUGUUAUUAAAGGAUUACAGUAAGACCACCUUCUCACUUUUAUUUCAGAUUCUGCUGACAUUCUUUAUCUGUAGUAGUAAAAAGAUUUGUGUCUUACGAUGGUCAAUGUUGGUACUGACAAAUUACUACAUGGCUUUAUUUAAUGUUUGCGUUGACAACUUUCUGAUUGACAUUGCUUUACAUUUUUAUCCUCUUUCUAAAACAGGAAAUACAAUGCUGAAUACAAGCCAGGGCAGUGAGGGAAGUCUUGUUCUUCCGACUGUGCAAUACCAAAGACCUCUGAAUGACAAAGUGAUGAUAGUCCAAGUGUUUAUUGGCAUCUUCCUCUGCAUCAACUCCCUCAUGAUCUUCACCUUCUUUAAAAAAAGAGGCCUUCUUCACCAACACACGAUACAUAUUCUUUGCUCACACGCUGGUCUGUGACAGUAUGUUUCUGGCUCUGACUGAUGUAUUGCUGCUGAUGAGCUACUCCAGGGUACCAAUGCCAGGUGGGCUAUGUAUAUUUCUGGUUGUGAUCUUUGCCACACCGCUGACACUGACAGCCAUGAGCCUGGAGCGCUAUGUGGCAAUCUGCCUGCCCUUGCGCCACAGUGAACUCUCCACCCCAGUGAGGGCCAUGCGCUGCAUCCUACUCAUCCAGGUUCUCAGCUCUGUUAAAUGGAUCAUCGUGAUCUCCAUCCUCUUCUCGGCUGUACCUCUGAGCUUCUACACCUCUCCUCUAGUCUGCAGUUUUGAGCAGAUGAUAGUGUUUUCCUGGCAGGGCCACCUCAACUCGGCUCUGUGUCAGUUCUACUUCCUGGUCAAGUCUGUACUCAUAGCUUUCACCUAUGUGAAGAUCAUGGUGGCUGCCAGAGCUGCCUCAUCAGACAGUAAGAAGUCCACCAAUAAGGGCCUGAGGACAGUUAUUCUCCAUGGCUUCCAGUUACUCCUUUGUUUGAUCCAGUUAUGGUGUCCUAUGAUAGAAUCGGCUAUAAUGAAGAUACAUUUGAAUCUGUUUAUUCAGCUUAGGUAUAUUGACUAUAUUCUUUUUAUUCUUGCCCCUCGAUGUCUGAGUCGACUUGUGUAUGGAUUAAGGGAUAAGGAUUUUGUGGUGGUUAUGAAAUAUUAUGCCCUGUUUGGAUAUUCUAAAAAAGUAUUUAUAUUUAAUAUGGACAAGCCUAAUCCUAAAUUAAGAAGAAAAACUCCCAUGCACACCUGUAAGGUAAAUGCUGGCCAUGUGUAA
Messenger RNA from Coregonus clupeaformis (lake whitefish), 1565 nucleotides. Its product is annotated as odorant receptor 131-2-like. The coding region runs from base 771 to 1565 and encodes 264 amino acids. The transcript has a single exon. The record is from RefSeq and is a predicted model, not a curated record. Gene Ontology annotation, cellular component: membrane. Gene Ontology annotation, molecular function: G protein-coupled receptor activity. Gene Ontology annotation, biological process: G protein-coupled receptor signaling pathway. NCBI's taxonomy places the organism in Eukaryota, Metazoa, Chordata, Actinopteri, Salmoniformes, Salmonidae.